AUGGACGUUGAGCAGUCCGCAGGGACAUUGGCCUCUCCCGAUAUCGCCGACAAAGACAAGAAGCCGAUUGACCCUUCACUGGACGAGGAGCGCUCGAUUGAACAUGGAGAGAAUGACCUUCUGGGCGGAGAAAACGUGGACGCCGUGUUGGCAGCUAAGAUGGGCCUCGUUAAUGACGCCAUCGAUGAGAUCGGAUUCACCCCUCACCACUGGAAGCUCUUCUGCCUCAACGGGUUUGGAUACGCCGUCGACUCUCUUAUUUUGCUCAUUCAGUCCAUCAUCUCUACUCAAGCUCGAAAGGAGUUUAGACCUAGUUAUGCCACUGGCCUGACAAUCGCUGUUUACGUCGGCAUGCUCAUCGGUGCCAUUUUUUGGGGAUUCUCUGCCGAUGUUAUCGGACGACGUUUUGCCUUCAACGUCUCUCUUUUUGUCUCUGCAGUUUUCACCGUUGUUGCGGGUGCUGCACCAUCCUGGAUUACCCUGGGUCUAUUUGUUUGUCUGAGUGCAUUCGGUGCCGGGGGAAACCUGGUGCUCGACACCACCGUCUUUUUGGAAUAUUUACCGAGCCAAAACCAAUGGCUACUUACACUUAUGGCAGCUUGGUGGGGUCUUGGUCAACUAAUUGCUGGUCUCUUUGCCUGGGCCUUCCUUCCCAAUUUCUCCUGUGACGAUGCUGCUACGUGUACCCGAGCUAACAACCAAGGCUGGCGCUACGUGUGGUACGCUUCGGGUGCAUUUGUCUUUGUUCUCUCGAUUUUGCGCAUCACCAUCAUCCGGCUCCAGGAGACGCCCAAGUUCCUUAUUGCUGAAGGGAAAGAUGCAGAUGCGGUUCGUGUUCUUCAAUCCAUUGCUAGCCGAUACAACCGCCCUUGCAGCCUUACCCUUGAGCGGCUGGAAACCUGUGGACCCUCCAGGACUCAUAAGACGGAUGCGGCCGGACUGACACAACGGUUGAUCUCCCCGAAGGAAGUAGGUUUCCACCUUAAAGGGCUUUACGCGACUCGUAAAAUGGGGCUAUCAACUUCCUUGGUCUGGUUUUCUUGGCUUCUGAUUGGGUUGGCAUAUCCCCUAUACAACGUGUUUUUGCCCACCUAUCUCGAAUCGCGUGGUGCAAAGGUCGGGGAAUCAAGCCAGUACAUUACAUGGCGAGACUACGCCAUCAACAACACUUGCAGUAUUUUCGGUCCUAUUUUAGCGGGGCUCAUGUGUCGCUCACGCUGGUUUUGGGGUCGCAGGGGAACUAUGAUUAUUGGUGCUUUGGUGACCAUGGUUUUCUUUUUCUGCUACACUCAGGUGCGCACUGCAAGCCAAAACCUGGGCUUUACGGCCGCAAUCUCGUUUUGCCUCAAUAUCUACUAUGGCACGCUGUACGCGUACACGCCAGAGGUUUUCCCUUCUUCCCACCGAGGGACUGGCAAUGGAGUUGCCAUUGGACUUAAUCGAAUUAUGGGCAUUAUCAGUGCAGUGGUAGCGGAUGCCGCAAAUACAAACACCCCCGUUCCGAUCUAUAUCUGUGCGGCGCUAUACAUUGUCAUGGCCGUCGUAUCUGCUGUACUUCCUUUCGAGCCAUACGGCCGGCGAAGCAGCUGA
Molecule: messenger RNA, 1590 nt
Organism: Penicillium cinerascens
Lineage: Eukaryota; Fungi; Ascomycota; Eurotiomycetes; Eurotiales; Aspergillaceae
Product: MFS transporter
Exons: 5
Coding region: 1-1590 (529 amino acids)
Biological process (GO): transmembrane transport
Molecular function (GO): transmembrane transporter activity
Source: RefSeq, a predicted model, not a curated record